AUGAACACCGAUGAUGAGGGCAAGAGCAAGAGCAUGCAGCGUAACAACAACACAUCGCCACAGCAAGUCGUCGCCGAUCCUUUCAGGCUCCUGUUUUCGCGGGAGAUUCGUGACGAAAUAAUCGAUAUACUUGCUGCUAGCGGUCCGACUUGGAGGAAGGACCUCCAGCCGCGUACCGACGUCAAGUGUUUCUCUGAAAUCUUUACCCCAGAGCGACUCCUCCCAUAUGUGCGCGAGCUGUCAGUACUCGGAUGUCUCUCGCCCGAGGCCUGUGGUGCGGAGGGUCAUGGCUCCGGUAACAACACAGAAGGCAAACCAGACCAUGAAUGGAUAACCGCCCUCGUUCCAUCACUUUCAAGGUUCAAUCAAAUCGACAAGCUGAGUCUGCAUAACCUCAGCUGGGGCGACAUUGCUGUUUCUACGCGCCAUUUCAUUCUCACGCACUUCGCCGCUGUGCAACAUCUUGUCUUGUCCAUGAUCAAUUUUUGGAACUCGAACCAGCUGUUUCGAACCUUGAACUCAUUCCCUCAAGUCACGCGUCUCUUAUUGGAUAAUACAAUGUGGCACCUCGCAAAUCAUUCUCUCCAACAGGUGGUCAGGAAGGAGCCGCUCAAGCUACAGUGUCUUCGAUUCGGUCCCUUUUUGGCAGGGCAUUACGGGCUACUCAUACGAUGGCUCAUUGAAGAGCGGGACACAGUGAACGUGGACGAGGCGGAAAUCAAUUGGGGUGAUACUGAUAUACGCAGUUUGGUAGAUUUGAUGAGGGCGAUCGCACCUUCACUGAAGGUGCUGAAAUACCAACAACAGUUCGAAAGUGUCGGCUCCGACCACUGGGUGUUCCGUGUCUACGGCAACGAAGAAACUGACGACUCGGACGAUGACCAGGCUAGCGUCCCUGAUGCCGACGAUCCCAAUGACUGGUAUGGUAUUCAAGCUAGCGACUCUGGUGGUGACGAGGACGCCGGCGAGUUCGAUGAUCGGGGCGCCACCAAGUUUAACGAACAAAAUGGGUCGGAAGGCCCGGAAGAAGAUGUCGCUGACGAUGCCAACAAUCACAACGCACCCUCCAAGAGUCUCGAGGAUGACGAGCCCACGGAUCCGCGAGCCGUCUGGCAGUCAAGUGUCGAAGUCUUCCCCUGCAUACAUGAAGAGGAAGCGAACAGAAUAGGCUCUCAGCUGCUAGAAGAGGUCCCCAUUCAGGACAGCGCUCUCGCCAUAAUACAGGGGCGCAUCGUCUGGUCUACGUUGGGCACGUUCGGGAUAAAACUACUGUCUCAAUUGCUCUCGCCUCACACACGGCGCUUCACGCUCUCGCUCGCCCUCAGGAAGGACGUACGAUGGGGUCAGGAUCAAGCCGACUGGGGCACGAUCGACGCUCUGCUGGACAGCCUUGCACCGGCUCACAACGGAUGCCUGUUUGACUUGAACAUCAAAGGUCAUCUACGGAUUGCCAUCUCGCACAAGCUACCGAGACUGCAUGAACGCAAGGUGUGGAUUAUCAGAUACUGGCAGGAUGGCGAACUACUCUCGACCUGA
Messenger RNA from Postia placenta MAD-698-R-SB12, 1536 nucleotides. RefSeq lists its product as hypothetical. The record is from RefSeq and is a predicted model, not a curated record. The coding region runs from base 1 to 1536 and encodes 511 amino acids. NCBI's taxonomy places the organism in Eukaryota, Fungi, Basidiomycota, Agaricomycetes, Polyporales, Adustoporiaceae. The transcript has 4 exons.